Molecule: messenger RNA, 1144 nt
Organism: Lactuca saligna
Lineage: Eukaryota; Viridiplantae; Streptophyta; Magnoliopsida; Asterales; Asteraceae
Source: the annotation of a GenBank genome assembly
UUUUUAUCGGUGAAGUCAUUAUAAAAAGUCAACACGAGUAUGAUUAUGGUUACAAUGUCCAAAAUGAGCAAAGCAUCGAAUUUUUUCCUCAAGGAAUCUCGAGAAAUCCGUCGAAGGUGAUGCAAAUGGUUCGUCUUCAAUCAGAUGAAAUCAGUCGUUUACCAGAUGAAAUCAUCCUCCAAAUAUUAAACAGAUUAAUCGAUUUGAAAACCCUUUGCUUUUGCUAUCUGGUUUCCAAACGUUUCUCCUCAAUUGUACUUCAAGUCGAUGCAAUUUCCUUCCUUUCUCCUCUCUUAAACCCUAGGACUUCCGAUAAGAACACCAUCGGUGAUGUUGCCCGAAGUAAUCCAUUUCCGCCGAUCAUUUCUUCUUUUUACGUAUUGUCGAUAACCGUUUGUUCAAGUGGAAGGUCAAGUUUGUGUCUGAAGGAUGUGACGGCAAGGCAUAUGAUGCUGUUGUACUUGGUUAAGGAUCUGCCAUUGUUAGAAGAGGUAUCCAUUACUGAUUCAGAAAGAAGAGGGAGGCUUUCCCUGAAUGGGGAAAAACUCAGUGAGGUGAAAGAAUGGUUGCCAGAUUCAGGUGAUAAUGGUUUUGAAGAUAAAGAAGAGGCUGCAUUAUAUACUGAAGCUGCGAUGGAGAUUUUGGAGAAGCAUAAGGGUAUGAUGAAUACCCUGAACCUCAACUCACGUUGUGGAACCUUAAGGAGACGGUUGAGGGGUCUCUUAAAUGGGAAAUUGACACUGUAGCACAACCAAGUUCAUGUUUUUUUUCCGAAUUGGUUAUCAAAGUUUAUGAGUCAUUAAACUUCCAUUUCACCUGUUAAAUAGGUGUUCGACCUAAAAAAACUAUCGGUUUCCUAGUUAGUCUUUUACUUAUGUGUAGGGGUGAAAAUGAGCCAAGGUACUCGUGAGGUACUCGAGAUCGGCUCGUUAAAAGGUCAAUUCGAAACCGAUUUUAAACAAGCCCGAGCCGAACUUGAGCUUAAUAUUAAGCUCGUUUAUGAAACGAGCUCGAGCCUAUGUCACUUAGCUCGAUUAGGCUUGCGAGUCUAAACGAGCUUUUAUAUAAUAUAAUUUAUUAUUAUUUUUAUAUAUUAAAAUAAAUUUUUAUUUGGGGAAUUAGGAAUUUAUGGUAUUAAUAAACG